Messenger RNA from Kwoniella botswanensis, 564 nucleotides. RefSeq lists its product as uncharacterized. The record is from RefSeq and is a predicted model, not a curated record. Bases 1 to 564 code for a protein of 187 amino acids. The transcript is spliced from 6 exons. Gene Ontology annotation, cellular component: Vps55/Vps68 complex; fungal-type vacuole membrane. NCBI's taxonomy places the organism in Eukaryota, Fungi, Basidiomycota, Tremellomycetes, Tremellales, Cryptococcaceae. Gene Ontology annotation, biological process: protein targeting to vacuole; late endosome to vacuole transport via multivesicular body sorting pathway.
AUGUCAAUACCACAUGCAUCAUACGACCCACGAAGGGUAUUCCGAUUCUCAUUACCCCGAUUCGAAGUAGGUCCCAAAGUGAGGUCUAUCGGGACGUAUCUUUCUGGUGGAUUGUUCGCUCUAUCCUACUUCUUCUUAUUCGACGCAGCUACCAUAUCAUCCCAUGCGAAACCACCUCCCGACGCCCCAUACGAUGUGGUACCCGUACAUAUGAGUUUCGUAGAUUGGAUUCCAGCUAUAUGUUCCACUCUUGGUUUCCUCAUUACAUCUCUUUUGGAUAAAUCACAUCUCAACGCUGCUCUCUCAGGGGAUAGCUGGGGAGGUGAUGGUCCAGCUGCAGUACGAGCUAGAGUGGUAUUGUUUAUUGGAGUAGCGUUGAUGGCUGGUGGUCUGGCUGGAAGUUUGACCGUCUUGAUCCUUAAAUACAUCAUCACCGAAUACACAGAUUACGUCUACUAUGGAAUAAUGAAUGUAGCUAUGAAUGGGGGCAUCAUGUUAUCGGCUAUCAUCCUUUGGAUCUCACAGAGCGGUAGUGACGAAUACGAAUAUCAACUUACCGUAUAA